Sporisorium graminicola is the source of this 3003-nucleotide messenger RNA. RefSeq lists its product as uncharacterized. The record is from RefSeq and is a predicted model, not a curated record. Gene Ontology annotation, biological process: intracellular protein transport; endosomal transport; vacuole fusion, non-autophagic. NCBI's taxonomy places the organism in Eukaryota, Fungi, Basidiomycota, Ustilaginomycetes, Ustilaginales, Ustilaginaceae. The transcript has a single exon. Bases 1 to 3003 code for a protein of 1000 amino acids. Gene Ontology annotation, molecular function: actin binding. Gene Ontology annotation, cellular component: cytoplasm; lysosomal membrane; HOPS complex.
AUGGUGCAACCCAACCACCCGACCACCGAGUGGACCAGUCUACAGGACAUCUUCUACCGACGAACAGAGCUAUACGCACUCAACUGGGGCAUCGAUAAUCUUGCAGACUACGUCGUCACAGCAGCCAGCAAUGCCGGUCUCGUCGCUCUCAUCCGCGAUCCAACGCGUCUUGUCUCGCUGGGCAAAGCCUCGCUGCUGAAACCAAAGAUUCUCGUCUACACCGCAGCUGGCCAGCUCAUCGAGAGCAUCCCAUGGGACCCUUCCCUCCGCAUCGUCGCCCUCGACUUCAACGCAUUGGAGCAGCUCGUGGUCGUGCUCGAAGAGGGCAAUGUCCGUCUCUAUACCCUUCUCUCCCCAUGUCCAGCUCCCGCAGACCCAACCUCCAGCACUUCCACUUCACGUAAUCGCCCAGCGCCUGUCGAAGCAACUUCCACCUCGUACUACACACAGCACUCACUCGGUACGGAGGCCACAGAGACCGGCGUCAUCGAUGCUCGAGUCUGGGCAGGAGGCCUUGUAGCGCUGGUAGGAGCAAAGCGGUUCGUAGAAUGGCGCUUUCCUGGUCUUGAUGUGGAUGCAGAGGCCGGCGAGUAUGCUGGUGCCGUCAGUCUCAGCGGUGGAGGCGAAUUUGGCUUUGUCCUUCCUUCCUUUGACGACGAAGCCGUGCAGUCGCCCACACCCGAGCUUCUGCCGCCUUACGACGCGUCGGCAUCCUAUUCCAGCGAUGCCUCUUCGCUGCCUACGUCCUGGGCAGUGGUUCCUCCAAGCGUCUCGCAAUCAGGACGUACGACUGUGCUCAUCGCGCAAGGCCCCACGUUACUCUCCCUAACGCGCUCUGCGGCAGGACCCUCUUCCAUCGACACAGCGUGCCAGGAUAUGCGCUUAUCCCGCGGACCUUUUCACGUCAUUCGUCCCUCUCCCAAUGGCAAGCUGCUUGCCCUCAUGACCGCGGAUCUCGUCCUAUGGGUCGUCAGCUCCGAUUUUUCGCGCAGCCUCAGCGAGUUCGACAUUCGAGCAAGUGAAGCGUAUCAGGAUGCAUCGUCCAUCGACAACUCAUUCAGCUCCACGGAUCUGGGACCAACUUCCUCGGCAUCGUCAAGCGGCAAAGGAGGCAUCGGUGGCAGUGGGAUACGCGAGGUUCAAUGGUGCGGCAACAACACCAUAGCUCUCGCAUUCAACGACGAAGUCGUCAUGGUCGGUCCGUUUGGCGACUCGAUUCGCUAUCCGUACGCAGGCCCCACUCACUUGGUCGGCGAGGUCGACGGACUCCGCAUCAUCGCUUCCGAUCGACACGAAUUUCUCCAAAAGGUCUCGGACGUUUCCAGCCGCGUCUUCCGCCCCGGUUCCAACGAUCCUGCUGCUCUGCUCUUCGAAGCCGCUGAGCAGUUCAGUGCAAAGAGCAGUCGCGCAGACGAAGGCAUUCGUGCCAUCCGCAGCAGUCUCCCGGACGCUGUCGACUGCUGUCUCCGUGCUGCUGCCUACGAAUGGGAUCUCACAUGGCAGAAGCGUCUCCUCAAAGCAGCUUCUUUUGGAAAGAGCUUUAUCGAUCUGUACGAUCCCACCGCCUACAUCGACAUGGCCAGGACGCUGCGCGUGCUCAAUUCAGCUCGCAAUUACCAGAUCGGCAUCCCCAUCUCGUAUGAGCAGUACGUCGCUGCAGGCCCCACUGCUCUUUUGUCGCGGCUGACCGCACAGAACCACCACUUUUUGUCGCUUAAGAUCGCACGCUACCUUCACAUACGACCCGACCCAAUUCUGAAACAUUGGGCGAGAGCCAAGAUUGCUCGCACGAGACCCGCGCUUGGAGGCCCCGCAUCAGCCAUCUCGGCAGCCGAGGAGCGUCUUUGCGCCGACAUUGUGCAAAAAUUCCGGAUCGCCACGACGCUCAAUGAGCGGAUCGGCGAGCUGGGUGGUUCUGACGAUGAUGCUCUGGCAGCUGGCGCAUUCGGCGAUGCGCACGAGGCAGACACUCUCCAGAAGAGCACCCGCUCCGUCUCGGGCGACCGAGGCGCCUCGGUCAGCUUUGCAGAGGUCGCUUGGACAGCUUGGAAGGCCGGGCGCGCCAAUCUUGCUACGCGCUUGCUUGACCACGAAGCUCGCGCCAUCGACCAGGUUCCGCUGUUGCUCAACAUGCGUGAGGACAAGUUGGCACUGGUCAAAGCGAUCGAAUCUGGCGACACGGACCUCAUCUAUCAUGUACUGCUGCGACUCAAGAAGCAGCUCUCCCGGGGCGACUUUUUCCGCAUUGUUCAGGCGCCUGUCUCGGAUGCCGCAGUGUCCGCCCCGGGACAAAACACACAACGCAGCGCGUCCAAGCUGGCAUCGAAUCGGCAGUACUUGUCGCUGGCGUCGAACUUGCUAGAGGCAUAUGCCAAGGAGGUGGAUCGCGAUCUGCUAAAGGACUUUUACUACCAGGACGAUCGCAGAACUGACUCGGCCAUCUUGGCUCUGCAGGAAGCCAAUGCAAUCCAGAACGCCACGGAGAGCGAGCUGCCGGACAAGAUUUUCAAGCUCAAGACUGGCAUGAAGUUCUUCAGCGAAGACAAGGAGAGGGUGUUGGAGGCCAAGCUGGUGGAUGAGCAGAUCCGGUUGCUCGCCUUCCAGCAAGCAUUGGAAAAGGAGGAUGGCCACCGCAGUCAGUUCACAGGCUUGUCGCUCAACGAGACGAUCCGACAGCUGCUCUUCCGCAACAUGAGCAAAAAGGCAGAGAAGCUGCGAUCUGAUUUCAAAGUGCCGGACAAACGAUACUGGAACAUCAAGCUCGACACGUUGGUGCAGAGCAACGACUGGGACGGACUGUGGGCCUUUGCCAACUCGAAGCGCUCGCCGAUCGGCUACACGCCGUUCAUCGUCAAGCUUGUGGAGCACAACCACGUGCAGGAGUCGAUGCGCUUCGUGCCUAAGAUUCAGGACAAGGCGGACCGCAACGCCUUCAACGGCUAUCUGGCUCGGCUUCCGAACCAGACGGUGGCCAACCAGCUGUCGGACCGCUUCAAUGAAUGA